AUAUGUGACUACGGCGCAUAGUUUUGUUUCUCUGAAAACCCUAGCAAAGUUUUAGCGAGACGCAGCAAAAGCUUGAUCGAAGAUGGUUCAGCGUCUCACCUAUCGCAGGCGUCAUAGCUACGCAACCAAAUCUAAUCAACACAGGGUUGUUAAAACCCCUGGUGGUAAGCUUGUUUAUCAAACUACCAAAAAGAGAGCUAGUGGACCUAAGUGCCCUGUUACUGGCAAGAGAAUUCAAGGAAUUCCACACUUGAGGCCUACAGAGUACAAGAGAUCAAGGUUGCCUAGAAACCGUAGGACUGUUAACCGUGCAUAUGGCGGAGUUUUGUCUGGAGGUGCUGUUCGGGAAAGGAUCAUCAGGGCUUUCUUGGUUGAAGAGCAAAAGAUAGUGAAGAAGGUCCUCAAAAUUCAGAAGGCAAAGGAAAAGCUUGCCACAAAGGCAUGAUUUUGGAGCAAAGCGUGAGAUACAGAUCUUUUUGGAGGACUCUUAGAUUUGGGUGAUUAUAGUAAAUCACAAAUUUUAUUAGUUUUUCCCUUGUUAAUUGUGUUUAAUUGGCUUUGUUUGAACUCAUUCCAGAGCUAUUGUUAACAUUGUCUACUAUUCCAUUGUGAUACAGUUUUGUUUAUCUCAAUUUUCUUGAUGCUUUAUUGCCA
This is a messenger RNA of Trifolium pratense (red clover), 654 nucleotides long. Its product is annotated as 60S ribosomal protein L34. The record is from RefSeq and is a predicted model, not a curated record. Gene Ontology annotation, biological process: translation; ribosome biogenesis. The transcript is spliced from 4 exons. Gene Ontology annotation, cellular component: cytosolic large ribosomal subunit; ribosome. Lineage: Eukaryota; Viridiplantae; Streptophyta; Magnoliopsida; Fabales; Fabaceae. Gene Ontology annotation, molecular function: structural constituent of ribosome. Bases 83 to 445 code for a protein of 120 amino acids.